Messenger RNA from Dalotia coriaria, 3349 nucleotides. Its product is annotated as glutamate receptor ionotropic, kainate 2-like. Gene Ontology annotation, cellular component: plasma membrane; postsynaptic density membrane. The record is from RefSeq and is a predicted model, not a curated record. The transcript has 10 exons. Gene Ontology annotation, molecular function: glutamate receptor activity; transmitter-gated monoatomic ion channel activity involved in regulation of postsynaptic membrane potential. Lineage: Eukaryota; Metazoa; Arthropoda; Insecta; Coleoptera; Staphylinidae. Bases 402 to 3167 code for a protein of 921 amino acids. Gene Ontology annotation, biological process: modulation of chemical synaptic transmission; monoatomic ion transport; synaptic transmission, glutamatergic.
UGCUGUGAACUGUUUAAGUUUAAAUUCGGAAGACAUCAAAUGCCAUUCGGUGAUGACACUAAAAAUAAACCAAUCGCAAUGCUGCUUCAGAGAUGGCAGACGAAACAAAACGGUCAGUUUGUGCAAGCGCGGUUGGUUUCGAUAGAAUUUUACUGCAUCUGCGCAGAAAGCUUAUGAGAAUAUCUGACUUAAACUUCGGGAAGCUAUGAUGCGCGGCAGUGACUCAAAAUAACUUUCGCCAACGAGGUUCGAAUGUUCGAGUUUUGAGCUUUUUCAGUUGAGCGCACGCCCGCGCAAAUCGCGAGUUAAUAAGCAAACAAAAUGUGACUGACCAGUGACCACGUGGCGAAUUUAAUAAUAAUAAAAAUGAAAACAAAACGUUCUGAGUAGAUAAAAACAAAAUGCAAAUAAUAAAAUUCUUUGUGUGUGUUUUAUUCUUCGUCAAUUUGUGUCAAAAGUGUAAUUCUGUAGAAAAACUGAAAAUAGGUGGAAUUUUUAAUAUUUCUGAAGAAAGUGAAGAGAUUGCUUUUCGACAUGCUGUUAGAAUGGCAAAUAACUAUAAUCAAAAUUACAAACUUUUUCUAACAUCCGAAACAGUUUUCGUUGAUCACACUGAUGUGCUUAAAACAAGUAAAGCUGCUUGUCAACUACUCCAAACACAGGUGGUUGCAUUAUUUGGACCUAGUUCUAGUAUAUCAUCACCACAUGUGCAAUCAAUGUGUGAUAAUAAAGAAAUGCCACACAUAGAAACUCAUUGGGAUACGAGAAAAUCAACGAGUUCAGAAAGAAAUCUCUUAAAUUUACAUCCACAUCCACAAACACUCGCAAAAGUCUAUGUUGACAUCGUCAGAGCUUACAAAUGGAAAAGAUUUACUAUUCUGUAUGACACAGAUGCCUCAUUAGCACAAGUUGACGAGUUACUGACGAGUAACGAACAAGAAUUUCAAGUACAAAUUCGCCAACUGGAUUUAGACAACUCCUGGAGUUACAGAACUGUUUUAAAUCUUAUUAAAAAAAGCGGAGAAGUAAAUUUUGUUCUUGCAUGUGAAAUUGAUGUUUUGGAAGACUUUUUAUUACAAGCGCAACACGUUGGGAUAAUUACAGAACGUUUUAAUUACUUAAUAAUGAAUUUAGACAUGCAUACAUUAGAUAUGGCGGCGUAUCAAUAUGCUGGUUGCAAUAUUACCGGAGUUAGAUUACUAGACCCUGAACUUAAUGAUGUAAUAGAAGUUGCCGAUAGUCUCUCGCGAAUCAAACAAAAACUCGGAAAACCAGUCGAGCUGGCCAGCCAUCUUGCCGCAUGGAAAAUAAACGUAAAAACAGCGCUACUCAUCGACGCUGUGUCAUUGUUCUACGAAACACUAAAAGAUUUUCAUGAGGCGAAGCAGUUUGAACCAAAAACACUCUUUUGUAACGCGACGGAUAACUGGGAGCAUGGUUACAGCAUUAUAAACAACAUGAAAACUCGCAUCUGGAAUGGUUUAACAGGGCAUAUUAAAUUUGAUCAUCAUGGAGUGCGCAGUGAGUUUCUUUUGGAUAUGGUGGAGUUAACAGAAGGAGGAUUGAUUAAGAUAGGCACGUGGAAUUCUACAGACGGGUUAAAUAUUACACGGUCAUAUCGUGGGGAUGACUUAAGUCACUUGGAAGAAGAAGGAAUUCUUCAAAAUAAGUCGUUUAUAGUUAUAACAGCGUUGACGGAACCGUAUGGGUUUUUAACUGAAACUACUACACAAUUAUCUGGGAAUGAUAGAUUUGAAGGGUUUGGUAUUGAUUUGAUACAUGAAUUAUCCUUGAUGUUGGGUUUUAAUUACACUUUUGUGAUACAAGAAGACGGAGCUAAUGGGAAUUACAACCGAGAGACAAAACAGUGGAAUGGGAUGAUACGCGAGAUAAUAGAUGGCAGGGCGCAUUUAGCUAUAACAGAUUUGACAAUUACCUCAGAAAGACAAGGAGCUGUUGAUUUUACAAUGCCUUUCAUGAAUCUUGGAAUUAGUAUUCUAUACCGGAAACCGGAACCGGUUCCUCCUAGUUUAUUCACGUUUGCGUCGCCUUUUUCCAUACAAGUAUGGAUGUUACUAGGAGUGGCAUACUUUUUUGUUUCUUUCAGUUUAUUUCUCAUAGGGAGGUUAUGUCCUAGCGAAUGGACUAAUCCUUAUCCAUGCGUGGAAGAACCUGAAUUUUUGAUCAAUCAAUUUACAAUGAAGAAUUCUUUAUGGUUUACUAUUGGGAGUUUGAUGCAGCAAGGAACAGAAAUUGCUCCAAUUGGAAUAUCAACAAGAAUGGUAGCUGGCAUCUGGUGGUUCUUCACUUUGAUUAUGGUCUCAUCAUACACUGCUAAUUUAGCAGCUUUCUUAACUAUAGAAACUUUGGUAACAUCUUUUAAGAAUAUAGACGAACUUGCACGUCAGACUGAAAUCAAAUAUGGUGCUAAGACAGAUGGAGCCACUUCAAACUUUUUCAGAGACUCUGAACUUGACACAUACAGAACAAUAUGGAAAUACAUGUAUCACCAUCCUGAUGUGAUGACUUCCGACAAUGACAUUGGUGUUCGACGAGUAGAAAAUGAAAACUACGCAUUUCUAAUGGAAUCAACUACGAUUGAAUACAUGGUUGAGAGGCACUGUACUCUAGCUCAAGUUGGAGGUCUUCUAGAUGACAAAGGCUAUGGUAUUGCAAUGAAAAAAGACUCAAAAUACCGCAAUAUACUAAGUGCCGCGGUGUUAAAACUGCAAGAAACCGGAAAACUCACAGCGUUGAAAAUAAAAUGGUGGAAAGAAAAACGUGGCGGUGGAAAUUGCGCUAGUGGUGCAGCUGGCGGCCAAGCAACGCCUCUAGACUUGAAAAACGUGGAAGGUGUCUUCUUCAUCCUCACAGUCGGUACCAUUUUGAGUUUCCUCGGCACAUUCAUCGAACUCGCGGUGCAUAUUCUCCACAACAAUUACAAAAACAAACGGAAACUGAACGACAACUUUAAAGAAACGUACAUGAACGAAUUGCGGUUUAUAUUUAAGUUUAAAGAACGCGUUAAGAGGUUACAACCUGCCGCGUUGACCGACAACAGCAGUACGACUGACAGCAACGAGUUGAUGCAAGAUCCAGCAAGGUCAGAAGAACUGGAAGUGGUUACUGAUAACCAGACAAGCAGAAAACGUAAACAAUCCAAAUAAGUAGGUAAAUUAAAACUGGGAUGAACCGACGUGGAAAAAUAGUUGUAACACGUGUUGGUGUCAUAAAGUGAAAAAUGAGUGUCGCGUAAAAAUGCAUUUAUACACACAGUUAACGUGACAUUUAUUGAUGUUCUUUUCUGUUUUUUCGUCUGCAACAAUAAAGUGGAUUUUAUAUGGAAUAA